Messenger RNA from Mollisia scopiformis, 1199 nucleotides. RefSeq lists its product as uncharacterized. The record is from RefSeq and is a predicted model, not a curated record. Bases 128 to 853 code for a protein of 241 amino acids. NCBI's taxonomy places the organism in Eukaryota, Fungi, Ascomycota, Leotiomycetes, Helotiales, Mollisiaceae. The transcript has 3 exons.
UGGAAAGGCUUCUUCAGAGUCAUUUGGUCUAAAGAUAGAUCCUUUCAAAGCAUUGCACUACCCCUGAAUCUCAGUACACGUUGUCUUCCCGACUUGAUCAAGGUCUUCAUUGAAGUGUUACGCAAACAUGGCAACCAAAACCGAGCCUGAGAUUAUCCUUUACGAUUUGGCCUGCAUCAAGGAUGUUUGCUUCUCCCCAACCGUCUGGCGUAUCCGCCUCAUGCUUAACUACAAGAAGAUCCCGUACAGGACAGUCUUCCUUGAGUUUCCUGACAUUGAGCCUACGCUGAAAGGGCUUGGACUAAGUCCCAGCGGAUCUAAAUAUACGGUCCCCGCUAUCCAUCACGUGCCAACCAACAUGUACAUGCUAGACUCAACCCCCAUCGCACAAUUUCUCGAGUCAACCUAUCCAGACCCUCCAGUACCGUUGACGUCAGAGCUAGGUCGUGAGAUAGAGGCCAAGUCACGCUCUGUGGUUGGUGCAGCUUUUCGUACAUCAGUGACACCGCGCGAGAUUAACAUCCUCUCUCCACGCUCGCAGGAGUACUUCCGGCGCACACGCGAGGCUUCGCUCGGACAACGACUCGAGGACCUUCUUGAUGGUGACAAAGAAGAGAAGAGCUGGAAUGCUGUGGGGGAUGGUAUGCGUGCUGUAGGCGAGUUGAUGAUGACCAACAAGACUGAUGGGCCGUUCGUGCUGGGUGCCAAGCCUAGCUAUACUGACUUCUUUAUUGCUGGGAACCUUCAAUCUGCCAGGAUGGUGGACGAGGGAGUGUUCCAGAGGAUUGUCCAAUAUUCUGGUUAUAAGGAAAUUUACGAGGCAUCCCUGCCGUACAUGGAGAAGAGAGAUUGAGUAGAGAAAACUCAAAGUAUGGUAUAUGAGCCAAUACAUCCAUAACCUGAAUCUUAUGCUUUAUUGAGUUUUCAGAUUCACGUACACGAGCUCAUGACUAUACACAGCUCUGCAUCCUUCUCAGCAGCGCAAGCCUUCUAGCUGACCAUACCAGCAUGAGAUUCCUAGAAGAUUUAUACUCUUCACAAACUGGUAUACGGGGGCACUUCUUUCGGCUUGACCCAAGUACCCAACCAUACACCAAACUUCCACAGAGGCCAAGCAAUAACGCACGUGAUUACAAAGGCCCAGAUAGAAACGGCUCUGUCCAUUUCCACCCAAAUGUCUCCCAAGCCUUGCCUGUACA